Auxenochlorella protothecoides is the source of this 369-nucleotide messenger RNA. RefSeq lists its product as hypothetical. The record is from RefSeq and is a predicted model, not a curated record. The coding region runs from base 1 to 369 and encodes 122 amino acids. Lineage: Eukaryota; Viridiplantae; Chlorophyta; Trebouxiophyceae; Chlorellales; Chlorellaceae. The transcript has a single exon.
AUGCAGCCGACAAUCGCGCCAGUCAUGAGCAGGAUGGGGAGCAUGGGCACCUUCCCCUGCCGGCCUCGGGCCCUGCUGGGCCGCUGCACCUGCAGGGACCCCAGCAGGCUCUCCAUGGGCUCGAAGGUGCUUGUCAUGGGUGGUAUGUUUUAUUCCACAUCACAGAUCAUCUGUCGAGGCGUGGCCGAGACUGCUGGAGGCAUGGAUCCUGGCAGUUGGGGAGCCCGGCACGAGAGUCAGGAAAGGGAGCGCGUCGCCGUGUACUUUUCUCUAAGAGCAAUGUCGGAGCUCCCUGCCUCGACAAAUGUGCCCCUGCUCGCUGGGUCCAGUAUCAAGAUUUCAUUUAAUUAUUUCAGAGCCGAGGUGUGA